Anopheles coustani is the source of this 3864-nucleotide messenger RNA. It is a transcript of the gene inaE, whose product is annotated as diacylglycerol lipase-alpha. The coding region runs from base 1 to 3864 and encodes 1287 amino acids. Gene Ontology annotation, cellular component: postsynaptic membrane; dendrite membrane. Gene Ontology annotation, biological process: lipid metabolic process. The transcript has 9 exons. NCBI's taxonomy places the organism in Eukaryota, Metazoa, Arthropoda, Insecta, Diptera, Culicidae. The record is from RefSeq and is a predicted model, not a curated record.
AUGCCUGGCAUUGUGGUUUUCCAACGCCGCUGGUCCGUGGGGUCGGACGAUCUGGUAGUUCCUGGACUGUUCCUGUUAGUCAUCCAUUUUAUAUGGUUCGUCGUGCUAUCGGUGGUAACGCUUACAUUCCACUUCGACCGAGCUGAACAUUGCAUACAGCAGCUAUGGUACUUCGAGAUAGGUUAUAUCAUUCUGCUGGCAGCGUGCGUGUGCCUGGAGCUGGCGAUCUGCAUCGUUUCGAUGCGGGGCAGCAUCCUGGAUACGGAUCCGCGCUCUUCGAUGCAGUACCUGCUGUACGCACGCCUGCUGCUGAUGCUGGCCGACAUCGCCUGGCUGACCGUCGGCAUCAUCUGGCUGCGGGACAACUACGUGACGUGCCCGGUCGAGGAGCCGAAGGAGGUGGUGCUGGCCGCGAUCGCCUGCAACCUGUUUGUGAUACUCAGCAUGAUCACCACCGUCUGGUGCACGUUCGAUCCGGCCGGCCGGUCGUGGGUGAAGAUGAAGAAGUACCAGCGUUCGAUGCGCGAGUCCGAGUCGCGCUUCAAUUACAAGCGCAGCGGCAGCCGAAGCCGCAACUGGCGCCAGCGGAAGGUCAUCCGGGCGUACCAGGAUAGCUGGGAUCACCGGUGUCGGCUGCUGUUCUGCUGCAUGGGCAACAGCGACCGCAGCCGGAACUCGUUCACCGACAUCGCUCGGUUGCUGAGUGACUUUUUUCGCGACCUGGACGUCGUGCCCUCGGACGUGGUCGCGGGGCUCGUGCUGUUGCGCAAGUUUCAAAAGUUGGAACGCGAGGUGAUUGUCCGCCAGCAAAAGAAUGGCACACAUAAGUUCCUUUCCGGGGUGCCUAUCACUGCGAGCACACAGUUUCUGGCGCUGAACGAUUCCAGAGACUACGACCACUUCCAGGCGGUAAUACGGUAUAUGUAUUUCGCGCAAGGUGCCUACGGCUGGCCGAUGUAUCUGAUGAGCCACUCCAGCACCGGCGUGUGCCAUUUGGCCUCGGAACUACGGUACUGCUUCUGUCGCCGAAACACGGUCGAUGUGGUCGACGAUAAUUGCUGCUUUUGCAACUACGCUGCGCUCAAGAAGAUGCUCGAGCUGGGUGAGGUGGAGGUGAUCUACGCUACAUAUCACGUCGAUAUCGCCGAAACGCCGUUUUUCGUAGCGAUCGAUUAUAACUACAACAAAAUCGUCAUCAGCAUCCGGGGCACGCUCAGCAUGAAGGACGUGCUGACCGAUCUGAAUGCGGAGGGCGAACCGCUGCCCCUCAACCCGCCCCGGGAGGACUGGCUCGGGCACAAGGGCAUGGUGCAGGCGGCCAUCUACAUCAAGAAGAAGCUGGAGGAGGAGAAUCUCAUCCAGCGCGCGCUCGUACACAAUCCAACGCGGGGCACGCAAAACUUUGGCCUCAUCCUCGUCGGGCACUCGCUGGGGGCCGGCACGGCCGCCAUUCUGGCCAUCCUCAUGAAGCAGGAGUACGAGGUGCUGCACUGCUACAGCUACUCGCCGCCGGGAGGCUUGUUGAGUAUGCCCGCGGUGGAGUACAGUAAGUCGUUCAUCACCUCCGUCGUGGUGGGGAAGGAUGUUGUGCCACGAAUCGGCCUGUACCAGAUGGAGGCACUGCGCGCGGACCUGAUCAACGCCAUCCAGCGGAGCAUCGAUCCGAAGUGGAAAACAAUCGCCUGCUCGGUGAUAUGCUGCUGCUGCGGACCGGAGCCGACGUCCGUCACGAUGAUGUCGACGAAGGAUUCGAACGUGCAGCGCUACAAGCAGGAUCGGAACAGUGCCCGCCAGAGCACCGUACACCCGAACGACAACUCGAUCGCCCUAACGCUGCACCAUCCGCUCUAUCCGCCGGGCCGCAUCAUUCACAUUGUGCGACACCAUCCAGCUCAGGAAGAGCAAAUGCUGAAAAAACGAGAGCCCGUCUACCAGGCGAUUUGGGCUGAUAAUAAGGAUUUCGACGAAGUGCUCAUCUCGCCCGUCAUGAUUCAAGAUCACAUGCCAGACACGGUGUUGGCAGCGUUGGAAAAGGUGGUGGCCUCGAUCGGACCGCAGAAACCACACCGUCAAUUUACCAAAGUAAAUCCAGUCGGCUCUCCGGAUGCGAAAACCAGUCUGAUUGCGCCGGGAGAACAGUCAACCGUAAGCGAACCACUUCAAUCCAAUCCCGCCACACCAGUCCUACCACAUAAGAUCUGUCUGGAAACUUCUUUUACCAAUAUGCAAUUGAUACAGCUACACCGUGAAGGGUUGGUGCAGCAGCAGCAGCCGCCGCCGCAACACGACGACGGCUCGAAAGUGUCCUCCCUGGCGGACUGCAGUGCGCUCGGGCGGCGCAGCGCCCAGUCCAGCCUGGUGGACGACAGUGGCAUUCCCAAGAGCAUCUCAGGACCGAGCGAAGUAACAACUGUGAUUUUAGCGGAAGUGAGCGCCGCACCGCCGCCGCCGGCACCGGCGGCCCCAAGCAGCACCGUCAAGACGUUGAAUUUUAUCGCCACUGUUAACCCCACUCGCAACGAUCUGUACCUCAUGUUUCAGCCGGCCGCGGCCGGGACCGCGCAGGGCCCGCUGUACAGUAGGUCGGACAACCUGUCGCUCGGUGUCACCCGGCGCAACUCGUACGAAGUCCAGAAGGUGGACCUAAUCCACGAUGAUUGGUUCGGCAUGGCACCGCUCGCUAGUCCGGAAAGUUUGUCCGAGCUGUCGAGCAUCAGCUCGCGGGCCAGCAUGUCCACCGGCGGCGGCCUCCUGGGGGAGCACCCCCGACCGGACCACCAAAAAGACACGCGGCCGGUUCGGGGCGCCGAAAAGGGUGGCAGUGCGGCCGACGCGGGUGCGGCCGAAUCGCAGCUGCACACGCCCAAGGUGCUGCGCCGCACGCCCAAGGUGACCGGGAACCUGUCGACGUGCGCCGAGGAUGCGCGCACCGUCUACCAGUACAAGCGGAUGGGCAAAAUCUUCGUCCUUAAUCAACCAUCGUCCGACUCCAGCACUACCCUCGACAGCUACGACACCGAGCAGGCGGUGGCGGAAGAGAACAGUAUACUAGCUACAAUCAACGAGAAGGAUCUUCCGCAGGGCACGUUGGCGCCACGGUCCGCGGACACCGGCGACGACAAGGCCAAAUCAUGCACCUCCAGCUGUCCAUCAUGUCCAUGCCGUACCGUGUCCGAUGGUAAAUGCUGCGAAAAGUUCAACCACCGAGAGUGCUAUAACUAUAAGUACACUUCGUUUAAUGUUUUCAAAUUUCACAAAGCAAGCGAAAAUGUCAAGAGUGAGCCCGCGGGCACUGGUGUUAGUAGUGGAGUGGGUAGAGGCAACGGCUGCCCCGCAGGCGGGAGUCGCAUGACCACCACCACCACCACCACCUCCAUCACGUCGGGCCACGUCGUAACCGAGGACAAUAAUAGUAUUUACCAGGCCCAGAUUGUCCCUCCCGUGCCGAACUCAACGUCCAAGGAUGGCCUACUGGAGUCGCACUUUCCCGUGUUUUACGGCAAAAGCUUCGAAGACGAGCCGAGCGCCGUGAGCCAAACGGCCGAUCACCUAGCGAGCAAUAACGUUAAACCGUUGAUCGCCAUCAAGCUGCGAGGCCACAGCAACAAUGUACAACAAGAGGCGCGCAGCGACAACUUCCCGCUGCUGCUCAACCUAGCGGAACACUCACCGUCGCCGAACGGGGGGUUCGGGCGGCGGAAAAACACCGUCCACCCGACGGACGGGAAGAUUAUCGUGGUGGACGGGUUCAACCCGACGGGCGUCGAGACGAGCGGUGAAUCGCAAAACUCGUCCAUUUGCUCCUACUCCUCCUCGACACCGAAGCAUACGCAGCGUGUAAGCAAAUCGGAAAGUAAUGUUUAA